This is a messenger RNA of Sclerotinia trifoliorum, 2350 nucleotides long. The record is from the annotation of a GenBank genome assembly. Lineage: Eukaryota; Fungi; Ascomycota; Leotiomycetes; Helotiales; Sclerotiniaceae.
AUCGUGUCUAUUUUUAUAUUCAUACGAGAAAAGUUCUAGAUGGCGGUAAAGCUAACUGAAUAAUGCUUUUAGCCCCAUGUAUCAGCCAAAGUAAGGUUAAUAGACCAAUAGUUCCAUUUUGACGCCGGGACUCGGAAGCAAAGCCCCAAAACACUGCGCUGAUUGGAAUUUCUGUAAACUAAUUUGGCGUCUCAUUAUUCAUUUAUUUUCAUCUCAAACGCAUAAGCGCCAUCAUCAAUCAUCAACUACCACGUACCCGUCUAUCCUCUACCAUAUACCAUCUGCACCCUAUCCCCUAUCGUCUACCUACCUUUCCAAAGCUUUAUAGAGGUAACAACUCAGCUCUCAAGAGUAGGUCGUGUGCAUGAUUUCCUCAUCAGCUCCUUCAUUUGAGUCUUACAUCUGACCUGCUUGGAGAAGGACACAUUCGUCACUAUUGAUCCUUGAUUGAUCCAAUCGGCAACGUCAAGGUUGGAUUCUUAGGUGUUCUUGAGCUUCUUGACCUCCUUGGCAACAACACAGCCUCGGAAAUCUUUCAUUACAGUGAAUACCUUUAUUCUUUCCUGUCUUCAUACAAAUACUCGAGUUCUCCUUUCUCCUUUGAAUGGGAAUCUACCACGUCCUUCCUUACGACUUGGUGUGAUUCUUUCACGAUGGAUUCAAUCAUGAGAUAUCGAAAUAGUGGGAAAAUCUCCACUGCAGUCAUCCUUUCAUAUGUAUUUGAUUGGGUUAUCUUGAUAGUAGCUGCAGCUUUGGGCGCUAUAUUUUCCUAUCAAACGCCUAACAAACGCCCCUUUUCAGUUGUCGAUCCUAGUAUCAGUUUUCCACAUCAAAAUCACGAGAAAAUAUCGACGGCCCUGGCCGGGGUAUUAUCGCUCGGCCUCCCGGCACUCGUCAUUCUCAUCGUUACCUUUACUCUCGUUCCUGGACCGACUGUACCAAAAUCUGUCCCAAAAGCUUUAAUAUGGAAACGGAAAUUAUGGGAGCUUCACGCAUCUUGGCUCGGACUUGGAUUAUCUCUCGCCCUGGCAUUCGUCAUUACUAAUGGGAUGAAGAAUCUUUUUGGACGACCGCGACCAGAUUUGAUCUCGAGAUGUAUCCCUGACAUGGCCAAUAUUGGCAAAUAUGCUGUUGGAGGUGGUAAUAGACCAGAGGGAGUUGUUCUAGUGCAAGCAGGGAUUUGUCAACAAAAAGAUAAGGAUAUCCUCAAUGAUGGAUUCAGAUCUUAUCCCUCUGGUCAUUCAUCAUUUUCUUCCGCGGGACUCGUUUACCUUAGUCUCUUCCUGGCUUCCAAAUUGGCCUUGACAGUUCCUUUCCUUGCACCUCGAGCCUAUACCACUGACACCUCGCCCUAUCAUUCCGCAUUUCCUUCCCACAACCCUCCACGUCAUCAACGUAAUGAUUCUGAAAUUUCCGGCAAGAACGCCGAGACAGCAGCUCUCGCAUCAGGCUAUAACGAUGAAUUAAUCGCCUCACGUAAUCAAGCUGCAGCUCCACCUCUCUACCUCCUUCUCAUUGCCGUCAUCCCCACCUUCUUAGCCGUCUACAUCGCCUCAACCCGCUUCUCCGAUUUCCGCCAUCAUGGCUUCGAUAUUCUGUUUGGUUUCUUCAUCGGUACCACCGUUGCCAUCUUCUCCUUCCGCUUCUACCACCUCCCAAUUUCCCAAGGUGCAGGUUGGUCUUGGGGACCCCGAAGCGCAGACCGUGCAUUUUGGGCCGGCAUUGGAGUUGGUAGUUAUGUAACCAGUCCUAAUAGUCCAGUGGGAGGAAUACAUCAUCAUCAUCAUAAUAAUAAUAACGAUACGGGCUAUGAGAGCCAAAUGACUCGACCAAGCGAUUUAGAAGAGGCACGAUUUAAUAGCGUCGAUGGCCAUAAUAGAAAUGUGAGCAAUCUUGAAGUAGGGAAUCGUCCUCGUCUAAAUCCAAAUCCAAAUCUAAAUCCGGAUACGACGACGGUUUAAUUUUUUUUUUUGUUCGUGGUUAUUGCAUCUAAGAUUUACGUAUAUGGAUGGGUGUUAACAAUCGCUUUUUGCAGGAUGAUAUCGAACUUUUACCUAGGGCUGCAUAGGGGAGAGUGGUGUAAUAAGGGAUGUUAAUUUAUAUGGCGUUUUGCUUUUUGGGUGAGAGUGAGGGCGAGGGUGAGGAUAAGGAUAAGGAUAAAGAUAAGGAUGAGGAUGAGGAUGAGGAUGAGGAUAUAUUCGUUGAGAGUAAUAGAGGGAACUAUGGUAUAAUUAUGGUCAUUUCGGUCAUUUCGGUGCAUAUUAUUUCGAGGGCUGACUGUACUGCUGGCCAGUAAUGUACUUUUAUUUGAAGGAGCUAUGUUAAAAUGAGGUGUUUGAUUUUGUGGAAG